Molecule: messenger RNA, 1281 nt
Organism: Hibiscus syriacus
Lineage: Eukaryota; Viridiplantae; Streptophyta; Magnoliopsida; Malvales; Malvaceae
Exons: 7
Coding region: 1-1281 (426 amino acids)
Source: RefSeq, a predicted model, not a curated record
AUGGAUCUAGCGACAAUUAAAGCAGGUCUAAACGCUACACUUAUUCAACUGAUAUCUUCGUCGCCAUUGCCCUAUCUUUCAAUCCCAUGGUUGGUUGUGGGGUUAUUUGCUGCGCCUGCUUUUCUUGGGGCUUUAACUGGUCAGCAUUUGGGCCAUCUUGUUUUUCAAAGAUAUUUAUCAAAUGUUUACGCCAAGAGAAAACAGCUGUCAGCUGCUAUCCAAGUUGAUCUGAUCAAGUUAGAGGCUGAAAGAUGGCUCUCUAAAGCUGGUUCCCUGCAGUGGCUAGUUCUCUUGAUUAUAGGAACUUACUAUGAAGUUGGAUCAUCUUACAUUGCUCUUGUUUGGCUUGUUCCACCAGCAUUUUCAUAUGGCUUGUUGGAAGCAACAUUAACCCCGGGACGGUCACCAAAGCCCCUCAAACUUGCAACCCUGUGGAUAGGGUUGGCCAUUCCGAUUUUAGUUACAGCUGGUCCAUUCAUUAGAUUAGUUAUCACAAUGAUUGGACUUAGCGUACGAUUUGUCAGACAUCCAGGCGGUUCUCCUGAGUGGCUACCAAGUGUGGCACUUUCUGUUUUUAUCGCAGUUGUUAUAUGCCUAACUCUGGUGUAUCUCCUUUCGUAUAUUCAUCUCUCAGGUGCAAAAACAUCUAUGGCCCUUGCAAUUACUAUUCUGUUUCCUCUAUCAUUUGCUGUGGUAUUUUCUGGUAUAACUCCGCCAUUCACUGAGGAAACUGCCAGAGUUGUGAAUGUGGUCCAUGUUGUGGAUACAACAGGAAGAUUUGGAGAAAAGACCAGCUCUUACGUAUCUCUGUUUUCCUUCGCUCCUGGAGUGUUUACUGAGGAAGUUGAGGAAAUUAAAGAGGGGUUCGUAUGUAGCAGACACAAGGCCAUUGAUUAUGUUACUUUUUCGGUCACAUAUGGCUGUUUGACCUUUGAUGAAACCGAAGAGGGAUGGGAUGAGUCUGAUAUUCCCACACUGAAAGUUGUUGAAGAUGAAAAUGGAGAGAAGAGAAUCACACGAGUGGCGAUCGAUACAGAGAGGUCUAUACACUGGUUUCUUUCAAUCAACACCAAGGAAAUAAAAGAUUUCACGUUUAAAGGUAUAAUGAAAUUGCUCCAUUUGAUUCGUUUAUCCCUUGGUAUAAUGAAGAGAGUGGGUUCAGAGGAGUUAAUCCCAGUGGAUGUUAAGCGUGGCGUAGAUGGAUGGCAUACCAUUCAAGCAUCAGGAGGGAAGAAUGCAUCAACAAAGUUCGAACUCACUCUCUUCUGGAUGCAAAAUUGA